AUGUCCGCCAAAAAUGUGCAGAACAAGAGGGCCUCGCCCGCGGUAAACCUGAUCGCGGGUGGUGGUGCCGGUAUGAUGGAGGCUCUCGUGUGUCACCCUCUGGAUACGAUUAAGGUCCGAAUGCAGCUCUCCCGGAGAGCGACUGCCCCCGGACUUGGGGUGGAACAGGUGAAGGCCCGUGGGUUCGUCGCUACAGGUGCAGAGAUCGUGCGCAAGGAGACAGCCCUGGGUCUAUACAAGGGUUUGGGUGCCGUGCUGGGAGGUAUCAUCCCCAAGAUGGCCAUCCGGUUCACCUCCUACGAGUCGUACAAGGCUGCUCUCGCCGAUAAGGAGACUGGCAAUGUCACCAGCAAGGCCACGUUCCUGGCUGGUCUCGCCGCCGGUGUGACCGAAGCCGUUGCCGUCGUCAACCCCAUGGAGGUGGUCAAGAUUCGUCUCCAAGCCCAACACCACAGUCUGGCCGAUCCCCUCGAUGCCCCCAAAUACCGCAGCGCUCCCCAUGCCCUCUUCACCAUCAUCCGCGAGGAAGGGUUCAGCGUGCUGUACCGCGGCGUGUCCCUCACAGCUCUGCGACAAGGAACCAACCAGGCGGCCAACUUCACCGCAUACACUGAGCUCAAGGCCGCGCUCCAGCGGGCCCAGCCCGAGUUCGCCGACGCUCAGCUGCCCUCAUACCAAACCACCCUCAUCGGUCUCAUCUCCGGCGCUGUCGGCCCCUUCUCCAACGCCCCGAUCGACACCAUCAAGACCCGCCUCCAAAGGACCCGCGCUGAGCCCGGCCAGUCGGCCGUGACUCGCAUCGUGGUGAUUGCCAAGGACAUGUGGAAGACUGAGGGCACCCGCGCCUUCUACAAGGGUAUUACCCCCCGUGUGAUGCGUGUGGCGCCCGGUCAGGCCGUCACGUUCACCGUGUACGAGUUCCUUAAGGGCAAGCUGGAGAAGUCCAACUGGGCCUUCGUGGGUGGUUCAUUUGGGGAGUAA
Penicillium canariense is the source of this 981-nucleotide messenger RNA. Its product is annotated as putative succinate:fumarate antiporter (Acr1). The coding region runs from base 1 to 981 and encodes 326 amino acids. NCBI's taxonomy places the organism in Eukaryota, Fungi, Ascomycota, Eurotiomycetes, Eurotiales, Aspergillaceae. The record is from RefSeq and is a predicted model, not a curated record. The transcript is spliced from 4 exons. Gene Ontology annotation, biological process: transmembrane transport; fumarate transport; succinate transport.